Molecule: messenger RNA, 2088 nt
Organism: Kalmanozyma brasiliensis GHG001
Lineage: Eukaryota; Fungi; Basidiomycota; Ustilaginomycetes; Ustilaginales
Product: Zn(2)-C6 fungal-type DNA-binding domain protein
Exons: 1
Coding region: 1-2088 (695 amino acids)
Biological process (GO): regulation of DNA-templated transcription; DNA-templated transcription
Molecular function (GO): zinc ion binding; DNA-binding transcription factor activity, RNA polymerase II-specific; DNA binding
Source: RefSeq, a predicted model, not a curated record
AUGGCACCGAACGGCCGGCCAGACCCCGGCCCUUCCUCAUUUGCGCACACCAACCAGCUCGAACAGCUCCACUCGGAGGCAUUGGCGCUACUCGGCCAGCGCAAGAAGCGAAAGCGUCGCGUCCGUUACAGCUGCACCGAGUGUCAUCGGCGCAAGCACAAAUGCGAUCGCGAGACGCCGUGCGGCAAGUGCGUCGAGCGAGGCGUAGCAGAUGCGUGCGUGCCGUUCGAUGGGGAUGAGGAGGGAGAAGGGGAGCGAAUGAGGCGGCUAGAAGGCGUGUUGGAGCGGAUGGUGCGUGCGGAGAGGACCGACAGCUCCAGCGUCGCCGUCACGAACGAAUCAACCACGAGUCUUGCCUCGACACCCCAUGCCACCAACACCUCCGCUCUGCUCCUCAGCGACACUCCAGCCACACACUCCGUCGCAGCCGCAUCUAACCCCCGCCAUCUAUCCAAACGAGACAAUCCAGGCAUCACCACCGCCGCCUCUCUUCCGUUUCGCGCCCAGAUCGGUUCCGAGACACUCGAAUUCUCGUCCUCGACACACACCUACCCGCCCUCGGCGCACUUUGAACGUCUCGUCCGCCAACGCACCCUCGCCGCCUCAACCAUCCGUGACCUGUGCUCCACCUUUCCAGCGCAGUCGCACACGAUGGUGCUGCUCGAGGUGUUUUUCCGCGACAUCAACCCGCUCAUGUUCCCGUUUGACGAGGUGUGGUUCCGCGAAGCGCUGCAUGGGGCUGUGGACGUGAUCUGGGGGGAGGACGAGGGGUAUGGACAGGACGGACCGAAUCAGUUGUCGGUUAUUGCGGCGUUGUUUGCGGUGCUGGCGCUGACCUUGUUGUCGCAACCACCAUCGAUGGGAGGUCAGGAAGAGGGCGCUGCGCAGGCGGCCAAGAUGGCAUUUCACUGCCGCAAUGCGCUGAUGUUGGCGGAGAGCGUGGCGUGCAACGACGCAUUCGGCGUUCUGGCACAGCUGCUGCUAGCGCGGUACAUGAUCUUGCUGCGACAGGCGAAGGAGAGCUGGCUCGUGCUGGGCGCGGCGGUGAGGCAGGCGCAAGCUUUGGGACUCCAUCGGCUUGGUCCUCCGUCGGAAGCAGAGGGCAAGGAGGUGCAGAUGCGUCGGGUGAUCUGGUCCCACCUCUUCUUUGAGGAUCGGUUCUCGUCGUUGAUCGUGGGGCAGGCGCCACUGGUGCACGAUGCGUUUUGCACCACCACCCUUGGUCCGAAUUCAACCGGCGCAAGGGAGAGAGGGAGGUUCGAGCUGGUUCCGAUCCUGCGAAUUCGCGAGGAGAUGACGGGCAUCGUGGGUCGAAUGCUCGAGCUGUACUUUUCCAACUCUGUCGACUUGACGUACGAAGCAAUUCUACAGCUCGAUGCACAACUCAACACGAUGGCGAACAGCUUAACUUCGCCGUAUCGCAGGGACGAGGGGCCACCGGAGGGACCGGACGGACGAACCAUCGCCCUACAUCGGUACAUCCUCCAUGUAUCGCUCGCGUACCUCCAACUCUCCCUGCACCUGCCCUACCUGCGUCGCGGGAGCGCUGAGCGAGGAUUCGAGCGCUCUCGUGCAUCGACCCUCCAAGCUGCCAUCUGGGACCAUCAGGCACGCCAGGAACUCUCCCUCCUCACCUGGCCUCCGCACAUCGCAACGGACGCCUUCGUAGGCGGCCGCUUCUUCCACUUCCACGCGACAUCUGCCCUGGGCGUUUGUUUGCUCACCGAACCGGAUCUAGCGAGGGUCAGCCAACUGGUGGGUAUGAUGGACGAGUUCCUGUCGCGAGCCGAGGAGAGCGUGGCCAUGAAGGGUGUUGAUCCGAACCGAUGCAUUCGGCAGGAGAUCGGGAUUGUCAGUCUCAUCCGGGGGAGGGUGCGACGCCGACUGGCCGAGGGGGAGGUGCACAGGACAAACCACAUCGAGAUGUCUCAGGAGCAGGGGGCGAACACAACAGAGUGGGAGGUGGAAGGGUCAGAGGUGGGACUGAUGCCAGAGAUGGGCCAGGAUGUGUACGAGUGGUGGUCUUGGCUCGUGGCGAGCCUUACGCCCGAGGGUGGGCUGGAGCCGGCGCCUGGAGGGGAACCAUGA